Molecule: messenger RNA, 1416 nt
Organism: Mya arenaria
Lineage: Eukaryota; Metazoa; Mollusca; Bivalvia; Myida; Myidae
Product: tRNA methyltransferase 10 homolog B-like
Exons: 11
Coding region: 350-1363 (337 amino acids)
Biological process (GO): tRNA N1-guanine methylation
Cellular component (GO): nucleus; nucleoplasm
Molecular function (GO): tRNA binding
Source: RefSeq, a predicted model, not a curated record
UAUUUUCACUUGCACAUUUUUUUCUUAAAUUGAGGCUUUCACCACAGGCGGCAGCUACGUUGGCAAUAUAUGGUCAAUCUUCCCUACAAGACAAAAAUAAUAAAAAAUGUUAGCUACACAAAAAAUGAUUGAAACAUGAUCAACUCCACACAAAAAAUCCCAAUACUGUAUAUAGACAAUUUGAUGGGCUUAAAUCACGAGUGCGAAACAGUGGCUCCAGCUCUUUUUGGAGCUGUAUAAAAAAAGAGCCAAUGACAUUUAAAACUGCGCUAGAGAAAAGAACGGACAUCAUCAUAAAACAGACAGCACACCUUAGUUGGAACCCUUGUAUCCUCAGAGUACCGCCACAAUGGCCGACGCCCUUCCAAUGAAACCUGAAUACGAAUACCAAACAGUCGAAGAAACUGCAGAUCCAGAGAAGGACAUUCAUAGUACGGCUCACCAUAAUGGAGAGGAUCGCACAAAAUUGAAGCACCCACCUAUGGCCGAAGCCCUUCCAAUGCAACCUGAAUACGAAAUCCAAGAAAUACCAGAAACAGCACAUCAAGAAAAAUACAUUCAGUGUUCAGCCGACCGUAAUGGAGAGGAUUACUCAAAACCAAAACGCCCACCUAGGUCUGAGAGAAAAAGGCAGCGCCAUGCGGAGAUGAUACAGCGACAGAAGGAGAUGAGGAAGAGAAAAAAACUAGAAAGAAAAGAACGGAUCAGAGAACAGGGACAAGAUGCAGGUUCAGAACCAUCCCUGUCUCGGGAAGAAAUGAGAAAACGGUGCGAGGAAGGCAUGAAGACUGGCCAGAUCAUUUGUAUAGACUGCAGUCUGGAACAACAUAUGAGCGAUAAGGAGAAGGGGAAAUUGGCGAUGCAAGUUGGCCGUCUGUAUGGCUCUAAUAGAAGGGUAGAUAACCCAGCCCAUAUUUACCUGACUGGAGUUAAUAAAGGGGGACAACUCUACUCAGAGCUGGUGAAGAAGAAUUCAGGGUUUGAGAAUUAUCUGAUUGAAGUUGAGGAAAAAUCCCACAUAGAGUUGUUUCCCUUAGAAAGAGUUGUCUACCUUAGCCCUGACUCUAACAAUCUGCUGGAGGAUGUUGAUCCAGGCAAAAUCUAUGUCAUUGGAGGCUUGGUUGAUGAAAGUGUGAAAAAGCACAUCACCCUGUCCCAAGCAGAGGGUGCAGCUGUUACAACAGCCAGACUGCCCAUAGUGGAGAACAUGGUUAGAACAGAAGUGGAUAGCCCCUCCCAAGUUCUUGCUGUUAAUCAGGUGUUUGACAUCCUAAUCAACUACUCUCACACCAAAGACUGGAAAAAUGCUUUAGCUGUCGGUGUGCCCAGAAGAAAAGGAUUCAUUGUGGAAAAUGGCAGUUGACGGGAUAUUUUGAACUGACAGCAUUAUUUAGACAAAUACAAUUUCCAGUAGAG